Molecule: messenger RNA, 1484 nt
Organism: Annulohypoxylon truncatum
Lineage: Eukaryota; Fungi; Ascomycota; Sordariomycetes; Xylariales; Hypoxylaceae
Product: mitochondrial carrier
Exons: 3
Coding region: 128-1015 (295 amino acids)
Biological process (GO): mitochondrial citrate transmembrane transport
Source: RefSeq, a predicted model, not a curated record
CAAAUCACAAGGGGGGGACAACGCUUUUCUAUUCUUACUUUCACAUGUCGUUAACGUAGGGGUACUGAAUACGAGAGAGUGCGAGUGCGAGAGAGAGAAAGGAGACGAGGGAAGGGAAAGGUCAACCAUGGUGGCGGGUGCGGACGGCAAAGCGUCCCCGGCGAUCUCGCUGGUGGCCGGCGGCAUAGCGGGAGGUGUCGAGUCGGCGUGCACGUACCCGUUCGAGUUCGCGAAGACGCGCGUGCAACUCUACGGCCACGAGGGCAUCAGAAACCCGUUCAUGGUCGUGGCUAAGGUUGCUAGGGAGGAGGGACUACGUGCGCUGUAUAAGGGGUGCUCGACUAUGAUCGUGGGUUCCAUCGGCAAAGACGCAGUGCGCUUCGUCGCCUUCGACAGCAUCCGGUCGCUCUUCGAGGACCCCGAGACUCACCGGUCGUCCACCGCGCAGUCCAUCGCUUCUGGCAUGCUCACCGGCAUCGUCGCCUCAACGCUCGUCGUAACACCGUCCGAGCGCAUCAAAACGGCGCUGAUAGACGACGCCCGGACGUCGCGGCGGUUCCGGUCUCCCGCGCACUGCGUCGCGACGCUGCUCUCGGAGCAAGGCUUCGCGCGGGCGCUGUACGCCGGCUACGCGACCACGACGCUGAAGCAGAUCGGCACUACGGGUUUCCGGCUGGGCUCGUACGCGGCGCUCAAGGACUGGGAGCGCGGCUCGACCUUUUUCCGCGCGAAUAAGAUCGACGUGGACGGCGCGGCCGUGAGCUUCAUCAACGGCGCCGUCGCCGGAACCCUGACCACGCUGGCCACGCAACCCUUCGACACGGUCAAGACAAAGGCGCAGCAGGCGCGGGCCGUGGGUACGCUGGACUGCGUCAGGGCUGUGUAUGCCGAGGAUGGGAUCAGGGGGUUUUGGAGGGGGACUGUGAUGAGGUUGGGCCGCACGGUGAUGGCGGGCGGGAUCUUGUUCACGGCGAAUGAGCAGGCGCUUAGGGUGUUGAAGGCUUUUUUUGGGUAGGUAUUUGGAGUACGGAUUAGAUAGGUAUCUGGGGGUGUAGAGUCUGGAGUGCAGAUCAAUAAGGAGGCAUAGGUAAGGUAGUUAGAUAUACAGAUUAGAUAGAUGCCAGAUACCUGCGUAGACUUAGAACCGAGGAAGGGGAGUAUUUAGACUUUAAAUUUUGGGAAGAGACACAUGGAAGGAGAUUUUAGUGCUUAGAAAGACUCGACCGUCCGGCCGUCUCAGCUCUUUAGAUUGAGGUUGACUACUAUUGAGUAUCGAAUCCUUUGCAUAGGGGUUAUUUGGCCCCUUUAGUAACAGGCGAACCCACCGCUCCUAAUGAGCAUCUACUUAGGUAGAUAGGUCGGGAGGUAGGUACUUCAAAGCUACGCGCAAAGCCAUCUCAGCCUAAGCAGUAUGCCUUCUCCGGAGGUGUAAGCCAGCCCCAAACAGGUAUCAUGAAUAUCGAAAGUAGCCCUGAACUGAAUUC